CGGGACUGGCCUACCCGCCGCUGCCUCACCGUCAUCCCCCUGCAGCCAGCCUUCCCAGAUCCCUUUGAACCGGCCACCCCAGGCUUCUUGGCAGCCCUGCCGGGCCACUUGUCUUCAGGUCUGCCAGAGGAGGUGGGGAGGAGGCGGAGGAGAUCGUGCAGAGGCGGUCUGGGCUGGGCCAGAGCUUGGGGUGCUGAGCCUGUGACCAGCUGUGAGCAGAACCCAGCCAUGGCCAGCCCGGGGCUGCUGCUCCUGCUCUCACUGACGGCCCUGCCACCGCUGUGGUCCUCCUCACUGCCGGGACUAGACACUGCCGAAGCUAAGGCCACCAUCGCGGGCCUGAUCUUGUCUGCGCUGGAGAGAGCCACCGUCUUCCUAGAGCAGAGGCUGUCCCAAAUCAACCUGGAUGGCAUGGUGGGGGUCCGGGUGCUGGAAGAGCAGCUAAAAAGCGUUCAGGAGAAGUGGGCCCAGGAGCCGCUGCUGCAGCCGGUGAGCCUGCGCAUGGGGGCACUGGGGGAGAAGCUGGAGGACGCCAUCCAGAGGUCCCUCCUCUACCUCAAGCUGAGUGACCCCAAGUACCUAAGAGAGUUCCUGCCGACCCUGCAGCCCGGGUUUUGGAAGCUCCCACGUGCCUGGACCCACACCAAUGCCUCCUUGGUCUACCCCACGCUCCAGCCCCAGGACUCGUUCUCGGAGGACAGCAGCGACAUGUGCCUGGUGCAGCUGCUGGGAACCGGGAUGGACAGCAGCCAGCCCUGUGGCCUCUCAGACCACUGCAGGAGCCUCAUGACCAAGCCUGGCUGCUCGGGCUACUGCCUGUCCCACCAACUGCUCUUCUUCCUCUGGGCCAGAAUGAGGGGAUGCACACAGGGGCUGUUCCAGCAGAGCCAGGACUACAUCAGCCUCUUCUGUGCCAACAUGAUGGACUUGAACCGCAGAGCUGAGGCCAUCGGAUACGAAUACCCAACCCGGGACAUCUUCAUGGAAAACAUCAUGUUCUGUGGAAUGGGCGGCUUCUCCGACUUCUACAAGCUCCGGUGGCUGGACGCCAUUCUCAGCUGGCAGAAACAGCGGGAAGGUUGCUUCGGGGAACCUGAUGCUGAAGAUGAAGAAUUAUCAAAAGCUAUUCAGUAUCAGCAGCAUUUUUUGAGGAGAGUGAAGAGGCGAGAAAAAAAAUUUACAGAUGGCUGCUCCUCCCACAACACAGCCACAGCGGUGGCAGCCCUGGGUGGCUUCCUCUACAUCCUGGCUGAAUACCCCCCAGCAAACAGAGAGCCGCACCCAUCUACACCAUCACCACCAAGCAGCCACUGACACAGAUGGUUCCAUGUCUGCUGCCUGGGAACAGACCCCUUUAGUCCUCCUCCCGUAGGUCCUGGAGGGCCUGGGUCACAUCCGGAAAAGGAGGCAUCUGGAGGAUAAGCAAAGCCACCCUGACGUCCCAUCUUGGGUUGUUGGGAAGCCCUCAGUAAGCACGGCUAGGGCAGGUGGGGGCCGGGAGGGACCCAGGUGUGAGCGGAUGAAUAAAGUUAGACUGCAGCUGAC
Messenger RNA from Sapajus apella (tufted capuchin), 1545 nucleotides. RefSeq names its product chromosome unknown C16orf89 homolog (gene CUNH16orf89). Lineage: Eukaryota; Metazoa; Chordata; Mammalia; Primates; Cebidae. The record is from RefSeq and is a predicted model, not a curated record. Gene Ontology annotation, cellular component: membrane; cytosol. The coding region runs from base 229 to 1314 and encodes 361 amino acids. The transcript has 8 exons.